UAACCAACUGCACGAAGAUCUAUUCAGUGGAAAACAAAGCCAAGAGGUCAUUUUAUCUCAAGUCGGCCAAUCAGUGAGCCAGGCUCAGGGCCAGCUAGAAGCUGUUGAUGUCUAUAAUACUGCGAAUAUUUUUGGUUUACUCGAUGCGAGUAAACCAAACUCCACGGCGAUGGGUGCAAAUUUAGUAAGCGUCUGUAAUGAGAUGAUGAAAAUUAAUGAGACUGUGCUAAGACUAUCAGCAAGACUCAAUGCAACCAACGUGUUGCUGGAUAACUUUGAACAGAACAUGGAUGCACUCUCUGAAUAUUUAGUGCACGAUGAGAGCUGUGGCAAAGUGAUUGAAGAAGCAGCAAGAGAAUCGGCUGAGGCUGGUGUUAAAUUGAUUAACAAAGCGGAUAUUGGGGUGCAGGCGCUGAUAAGCAGCAAACUUAGCGUAUUCUAUGUGAAUCCCGAGUGCAACAACAUCACCGGAAUGGCUAUUUAUUCGGAUGCAAGUCCUGAUCACACCUCAUCUAGUGGCAAGCUCUCGUAUCGCUUUCUUUAUGCUAACGAGAGUGCGGAGAGAUUGAAGAGAGAGCCACGACUGGAGACAGCAGCUUACAUGCCAGGACAUCUUUGGAGACAACUACGACACAAAGGUGCAUCCUACUUUGUGCUCAAGGUGUUUGCCAACGAUGCGCUCUUUGUGGAGACCUCGAUGCAAAGCAGGCCAAGGCCAGAUGUUAAAGUGUUAUCCAUCACCAUACCAGGAUACGAUGAUAAAUUGCCAAAUCCUGUGCAGUUCUUGCUUCGCAAACCGAAGCAAGUGGGCGUGGUCUGCGCCUACUGGAAUUAUACGACGUGGAAUGAGAGUGGCAUCACAACUGGCAGCAAUAUGUUUGACGACAUUGUGCUGUGCGAAACCGAUCAUCUGACGCAUUUCUCUGUUCUGCUAGGCGUCGACUUGCCAGAGCCACACAAACCAAUUUUGAGCGUAUUGACAUAUUUAGGCUGUGGCCUUUCGCUAUUUGGCAUGCUGGGCAUCUUUCUCACUGCAAUGCUGGUCAGCAAGUGGCGAGAGCAAGCAUCUACAAAGGUUCUACUCCAUCUCUGCCUGGCCCUGUCUCUGCAAUUGUCACUAUUUCUGUACUUUACCAGCGGUCAUUGGUCCACCCAAGAGAACGGGAUUGGAUGCUUGAUUUCGGGAGCAGUAUUGCAGUACUCUGUGUUGGUCGUCUUUAGCUGGAUGCUCAUUAUAUCGAUGCUGCAGUUCCAACGUUAUGUUACAGUACUGGGAGUGGAUCGACCACAUCAUUAUAUUCUCAUCUCUGCGAUUGUGGCCUGGUCUCUGCCGUUGGUCCCCACGCUUCUGAUCGUGUUUCUAGAUCGAACAUCAUACAAGCUUACACAGGACGCCUUUUGCUAUCCCACCGGCAAUGGCUUGCUCCUGGGAGUGGUAUUGCCCAUUGCUCUGGUGACCAUUGCCAAUGCUUUCAUGAUGAUUCGCAUCGUUUACAGCGUCAAUCAGGCGUUGAGAUCCCGACGCAAACUUAUUUUCCAGCAGAUGCGACUUUUUGUGCUGCUCUUCUUUUUGCUUGGCAUCACUUGGAUUUUCGGUGUCAGCAGCUAUAUAUUUUCAAAACUCAUUAUAUUUUCAUAUCUCUUCUGUAUAACAGCCACUUUGCAGGGCUUGGUGCUAUUUUUGUACUUUGUGAUUUUUAAUGCAACACAUAGACAAGCUUGGCUAAAAUUCAUCUGCCCCAAGCUGGUGAAAGUGGAUGCACCGAAAGACAAAACGCAGAUACAGUCAACCACAUUUUCAAUAAGCUCCUCCAAAAAAAAUGCCGUAAAAGUUAAUUAAUAGUUUUAAGUAUUCAUAAAUAAAUAAUUUGUAUCGA
This is a messenger RNA of Drosophila albomicans, 1877 nucleotides long. Its product is annotated as adhesion G-protein coupled receptor G2-like. The record is from RefSeq and is a predicted model, not a curated record. Gene Ontology annotation, biological process: adenylate cyclase-activating G protein-coupled receptor signaling pathway; cell surface receptor signaling pathway. Gene Ontology annotation, molecular function: G protein-coupled receptor activity. Bases 170 to 1840 code for a protein of 556 amino acids. Lineage: Eukaryota; Metazoa; Arthropoda; Insecta; Diptera; Drosophilidae. Gene Ontology annotation, cellular component: membrane. The transcript is spliced from 2 exons.